This is a messenger RNA of Carica papaya (papaya), 1403 nucleotides long. RefSeq names its product dihydroflavonol 4-reductase/flavanone protein. The record is from RefSeq and is a predicted model, not a curated record. Gene Ontology annotation, cellular component: endoplasmic reticulum; membrane. Gene Ontology annotation, biological process: endoplasmic reticulum tubular network organization; membrane organization. NCBI's taxonomy places the organism in Eukaryota, Viridiplantae, Streptophyta, Magnoliopsida, Brassicales, Caricaceae.
UUCCUGCGCGUAGCCAAGGAAAAUUAGAGCCGGAGGUCCACUUUCCCCUCUCCCAAACAAACCAAGAAAAAGAAAAGGAAGUGGCCGAAAGAGAGACAACUCAGUGAGGAUCAAAGAAAUGGGGGAGGAGAGAGAGGAUCCACAGAAGCUGAAGAAAAUAGCGGCGGCGGCGUACGACUACGACAACGACCCUAGAUGGGCCGAUUACUGGUCCAACAUACUAAUCCCUCCCAACAUGGCGUCUCGCCCCGACGUUGUCGAUCACUUCAAGCGCAAGUUCUACCAGCGCUUCAUCGAUCCUGAGCUUAUUGUGGAGGCUAUGGCUUCAAGCACAUCAUCCUCAUCUUCAGCAGGACCAGCAAAUGAACAAGCUCGACCACGUUCAACUACUAGGACAACAGGGUCGUCAGCAGCAGCAGGUGCAAAUCCGAAUUCCUUGCGUUGGGAUCGUCAAACAAUACAAUUUUCUAUCAAUGCUUGGGUUUCUGUUGUGGCUGUGCUUGCGAUCUUCCCACUUGUGCCUAAGAAUCUUUCGAAUAGGGCAUAUCGGCUGUCCUUUAUGGGUACAGCAUGUUCGUCUCUGUAUUCGUUGUACUCGCUAUAUGGGAGACCGAGGGCAUGGAAUUUGCAGGCGCUGCAAGUAUACUUCCAGUCAAUAAUUGCAACCAAAGAUUUUAUCUACUUCAUCUAUUGCCUAACAUUUGUCACUUCUCAUCUUUGUCUUAAAUUUGCUUUAAUUCCCAUUCUAUGCCGGGCUCUUGAACAUGUUGCUAAGUUUUUACGGCGUAAUUUUAGUCGUUCCACUUUAUACAGGAAAUACUUGGAAGAUGCUUGUGUGUGGGUAGAAUCAAACACAACUACUCUCAACAUACUCGCUUCACAUGCUGAGAUUGGACUUGGCUUUCUUCUGAUUAUCUCUUUGUUCUCAUGGCAGCGUAACAUAAUACAGACUUUCAUGUACUGGCAGCUUUUGAAGCUCAUGUAUCAUGCCCCCGCGACUGCUGGAUACCAUCAGAGUGUGUGGGGCAAGAUUGGGAGAACAGUUAACCCGCUCAUCCAUCGAUAUGCACCGUUCCUGAGUCGGCCAGUCUCUACUGCUCAACGAUGGUGGCUAAGAUAGAAGGACUUGCGCAGAUGAAGAAGAAGAAGAAGAAGAAGAAGAAGAAGAAGAAGAAGAAGAAAAUGUUCUAUAUAGUUGUUUUUGGAAGAAAAACUGAUUGCAGAAAAGAGGACCAGUGGCUGGCGUCCUGAGAUUAUUAAUAACUGUUUUCUUUCUGCGUUCACUGGUUUAUGCUUGAAACAAGAAUGAUGUUGUCUCUUCAAAUUGCCUUUUAUGCCAUGGCUAAACAAUAAGAUACUCUUAUAUGUUUUAUGUCAAGUCUUUUACCAUAGAUUGGUUAGUA